Messenger RNA from Sciurus carolinensis (gray squirrel), 2350 nucleotides. RefSeq names its product family with sequence similarity 110 member D (gene Fam110d). NCBI's taxonomy places the organism in Eukaryota, Metazoa, Chordata, Mammalia, Rodentia, Sciuridae. The transcript is spliced from 2 exons. Bases 469 to 1287 code for a protein of 272 amino acids. The record is from RefSeq and is a predicted model, not a curated record.
GGCGGCGCCCGGGAGAUGCACCUCACUCCAGGCCUCUGGAGGGAGCCUGGGGAUCAGGAGAUCUUGUUUGGGGUCCUGGCAGAGUCCCAAGUUUACACUGCCUCCAAGGCCAGCCAUUUACCCUAGCAGGGCCUGUCUGACUAUCCAUAAAAUAAAGGGGCCCGGACUUGGUUCACUGGUCAGCACCGAGGCUGUGAUCAGGAAGGAGUUAACUGAGGUCGGGCUCUGGGUCAGAAAGGGUUAAUCCGGGGGGGUGGAGGCUCUCUCAGCUUUUCCUGUGGAGAGUGAGGUUUGGCUGCCACCAAAGUUACUUCUAUUCCCCGCUGUCCCUCCUGCCCUCAGUCUGGAACUGCUAGGGACGCCUGCAAUUCAGCCUCCCCACGCAGAGGAAGUCCCAGCUAAUUGCUAUUGGCUCCUCUGUGUACCUCCAGCGGCUUAUGGGGCACUGUGCUGCCCAGCUCUGCUAAGAUGCUCCUGGCCUCUCCCUCCACCCCAUCCAGGGGACGGACCCCCAGCGCUGUGGAGAGGCUGGAGGCGGACAAAGCCAAGUAUGUCAAGACACACCAGGUGAUAGUACGGCGACAGGAGCCAGCCUUGCGUGGAGCCGCGGGACCGCUCACUCCGCACCCCUGCAAUGAGCUAGGGUCCCCUGCAUCGCCCAGGACGCCCGGACCAGCCCGUCGGGGCAGUGGCAGGCGGCAGCCAAGGCCUGACUCCCUUAUCUUCUACCGCCAGAAGCGGGACUGUAAGGCUUCAGUGAACAAAGAGAACGCCAAGGGCCAAGGGCUGGUGCGGCGCCUCUUUCUGGGGAUCCCCCGGGACGCUGCCCCGAGCAGCCCCGGCCCCACCGAGCGACCCGCGGCUCCAGGGGGUUGGCCCGCGCCCCAGGAUGCCCCGGAGGCGCCAGGAAAGCGGGCGCUGUGCCCCACGUGCUCGCUGCCCCUGUCUGAGAAGGAGCGUUUCUUUAACUACUGCGGCCUGGAGCGCGCGCUGGUGGAGGUGCUGGGAGCCGAUCGCUUCUCCCCGCAGAGCUGGGGCGCCGACGCCAGCCCCCAGUCCGGAACUUCGCCGCCGCCGCCCGGCUCCGGGGACUCCAGCGACUGUACAUCCAGCGACGGGGGCGCGGCCGGCCGGGACGCUGCGGGCGGAGGCGGUGGCUCGGAGGCUGCGGGCUCCGAGCGGGACGGGCGGCCGGCGGUGUCGGUGGUGGAGCGCAAUGCGCGCGUCAUCCAGUGGUUGUACGGCUGCCAGCGCGCCCGAGGCCCGCCGCGCGAGUCCGAGGUGUGACGGUGGCCGCUACGGCGGCGGCGCCCUGGGAGUUGGGAGCGCGGGACUGUACCUGGGCACCCGCGGGACGCCCUGCCGCUGACGCGCGCGGUGCCUGUAGGCGAGCCCUUCCUCUGGAUCUCAGUUUACCCAGCUGAACCUUGGGGAGAUGGGACAAAACGAGCCCGAAGGCCUUUCCCAGGGGAGGCAGCGGUCUCGUGGCUGGUGUCGAGGCCAGUUCUGGGGAGUGAUGACUGGACUGGGAGAUGAACAACCUACUGAAUAAAUCGAAAACAUCAUUUAAGUGGGUCGUGAGUUUAGAUUGCGGGCAGUUGUUGAAGAAGAGGGUGAGCAGGUUUGCGUGGUUAAGCGCAUCCGUUUUGGAGUGUGGGCUACAGGCUGACUGUGUGACCCAGGGCAAGCACUUAACCUCUCUGGAUAAAAGCUGCACCCCUCAGUUUUCAAAGGGAGGAGAGAGUAGUAGAUAAUGAAAAAAAAAAAAAAAAAAUAGCAAAGUGUCUGGAAUAUAAAAAAGUGCUCAAGAAACUAUAGCUGCUUUGACUACUAUCAAGUUAGCACCAACAUUAAAAGAAUCAUUUCUGCCACCAACCCAAAAGUCGAUCCAAACUAGAGCUGGGAAUACCUGGGGAGGGGGAUGUUUUAGAAAUCUGGGGUCCAUUGACCAGCCCCACGGUCCCCAUUCCCGAAGCUUUGCUGCCUCCCUGUGGUCAGUGGAUAAGAAGGACUAAGAAACGAGGAUCUGAAAUUGAGGUCACUAAAAGAAGGGACCCUUCAAACCAGGAUUUUGCCAGCCAGCAACCUCACAACCUGCUACUGCCUCCCUUUCUCUCAAGGACACACGGGUCCCACGUCCUCUCAGGUUCCUACUUCUAAGUCUUUGUUCACGCUCCCCCUCCCUUGGCCUGGGUUACCUUUCCCUUUCUCCACUCACCAUAAAAACCAUGUAUGUUUUCCUGGAAACCCUCCUGAUUUCCCCAGUCUUACCUCCUCUGAGCUCUCCUCUGCAGCCCCUUUUGUGCCUCUAUUUGUCACCUUGUGUGGGACCCGCUGGUAGGGAGUUCUC